CCCUCGCCGGCCGCGGGCGGAGCUCGAUCGGCGGCGCUCGGAGCUCCCCGGCUCCCGCCCUUGCCUCUCCCUCCCCGGAGGCCCCAGCGGCCGCGGCCGUAGAGCCCCGCGCGGCGCCAGCAGCUGCCAAGAGGCCAAGGGAUGAGCGGGGGCCUUCCUUCCCAAUGGCAUCUCCCCCCGGCCUGGAACUGAAGACACUGCGCAAUGGCCCCCAGAUCCCAAGGAGACCAGCUCCUCUGGGCCCGGCGGCUCUGCCCAGGGAGGGUGUGGAGAAUGUCUGCUUUUCCUCAGAGGAGUGCGAGACUCAUUUCCAGAACCCAGGGGACACCAGACUGGGCAGAUCCCCCAGCACCCCCGGAGGGGGGUUCCCCUCACGGCCCCGAUCCCAGCGGGACGAUCUAUCCCUGCGUUCAGAAGAGGGGCCAGGCCUAGAGCCCGUGAGCCGCCCGGUGGAUUAUGGCUUUGUUUCUGCUCUCGUUUUUCUGGUGAGUGGGAUCCUCCUGGUGGUGACAGCAUACGCCAUCCCACGUGAGGCCCGAGUCAACCCUGACACAGUGACAGCGCGGGAGAUGGAGCGGCUAGAGAUGUACUAUGCCCGCCUGGGCUCCCACCUGGACAAGUGCAUCAUUGCGGGCCUGGGGCUGCUCACCGUGGGCGGCAUGCUUCUGUCAGUGCUGCUGACGGUCUCCCUGUGCAAGGGCGAGCUGUACCGCCGGCCCACCUUCGUCCCCGGCAGGGGCUCCAGGAAGACCUACGGCUCCAUUAACCUGCGCAUGAGGCAGCUCAAUGGGGAUGGGGGCCAGGCCCUGGUGGAGAACGAAGUUGUCCAGGUCUCAGAGGCCAGCCACACCCUCCAGGGGUCUUAAGUAAGAGCCCACCCUGUGUGGCUGCUUCAGCUGCAGGGCUCCAAGGCCCCCGAGAGCCUGGGGUUGCAGACUGAGCUCCACGGAGGGCCCUGCGGAAGGAGCCUUGGGUGGGUGCUGGAGGGGGGCGUCCCGGGGCCAGGCCCAGGCGGCACGUGGGAGAGCGGUUCCCUGAUCCGUUUGCAGCUUGAGGUUUUGCCUAAGGUUUGUUUGGAGGAUGGCUUCUGCUGCUAAAAAUACAAAAAUUUGGAAACCACUGCCCUUGGAGGAUGAGGUUUCUUGGCAUUUCCGAGGAUUGAGAGCCCUUCGAAAGGCUGCCCAUUCUGUUCCUCAUGCCUUGGGGAAUUCCGGGAUCUCUGCGGUCCUCAUCAGCCAAGUGUGGGUGUUGGGCGACCUUGGAGGGACCCCCUUUCAGCCCUGACCGUCUGUUGGGAGGUGGCUUCCCGACGACAGGAGAAAUCCACACUGAGGUGACCGUCCCCU
Molecule: messenger RNA, 1346 nt
Organism: Mirounga angustirostris (Northern elephant seal)
Lineage: Eukaryota; Metazoa; Chordata; Mammalia; Carnivora; Phocidae
Gene: TMEM74B
Product: transmembrane protein 74B
Exons: 2
Coding region: 165-866 (233 amino acids)
Source: RefSeq, a predicted model, not a curated record